UUACAUUACAGUGAAUGCUAAACUAGUUUGAAUGGAAGAUUAUUUUUUUUGUAUGUUCUUAUUUUUUUCAAUGAAAGUUUGUUAAUUGUUAAAAAAAAAAUAGAAUACAAAAUAUGAAUUUAUGGAACAAAAACCAGAAGAAGAAUUUGUUUGUAAUCCAAGUAAUCAACUCAAAAGUUAAAUGCACAGAAAAUCGCAUCAUUGGGUCCCUAAUCUUCCCUCCAAAAUAGAAUAGAAAAAUGGCUCUCUUGGGGGACGAUGGUCGCGGCUACGAGCUGGCUAGGAAGCUUGAGACUUGUGGGGUAUGGCGGUCAUGGCUCGGCGACUCUUGCUACACCAACUUCUUCCAUUUUCUCAGUUCCCCAUCAACAUGGGAAGCAUUUAUGAGAGUCGACGACUCCAAGUCUAGGGCUCAGAUCCAACUCCAACUAAGGGUCCGUGCCCUUCUCUUCGAUAAAGCCAGCAUCUCCCUCUUCCUCCGUUCCGAUUCUUCUCCUUCGUCUCUCGCCAUUUCGAAGCUCAAUCCAACUUAUUUGCAGUUACAUGGUGACGACGUUUACUUCACUCUGGAGAAUUCUUCCUCAGAUGGUAUGGCUGCUGUUCCUCCCAAUGGGGUGGCGACCUCUAAGAUACAAUCAAAAGCGUUUGGAAUUGGAUCAAGAUAUGGGGAAUCUGAUAAUGAUAAUAUGCAUCAAAGACAUAGAAAUGAAGAACUUCCUGAAACAUGGUACAAUCAAUUUAUUGAGAACUAUAGAAUUAACAGACCAUAUAGGUUGUCACUGGGUGACCAAGAAUCAGAUAAACGGACAUCUGACAAUAUGUAUACUUAUCUUAAAUUUAUUGAGAAGCAUAAGAAAAGAUGUAUGGCGUUCAAGGAAGAUCAGUAUACAGGCUAUGGGAAUCUGGUAGGAGAAAAUUCAUCAUAUGCGCGUCCAAGUUCAGUUUCAGAUGGAAGUAACUCAGAUGAUGAAGACUUGGCUUUUUUCCCUGAAAUAAUGUUUACAUUCAACAGUGUUCCUGAUAGUGCUCUCCCAGCAACAGGUAGAGUGGAUGAGAAACAUAAAAUAAAGUUCUAUGGAGUUCUUGACACCUUGCCUCGGGCUAUGACUAGGAGCCCUGUUAUGAUUGAGAGGUUUGGUAUCAAUCCUUACGACAGUGUGGAACAUGGAGCAAAUUCAUAUCAUGGAAAAAAUGGAUCUGGAGUAAACAAGAAAUGUCUUGGCCAAGAGCAAGCAUCACAAUUGUCUCAACAGGUAGUGUCCCGGAUAUUAAAAAAUAUGGGGUUUGAAGGUUCCACUGAAGUUUCUAUUGAAGUCUUCUCUCAGUUGAUGAGCUGUCACAUCUCCAAGCUAGGUGGGAUCUUGAAAGUUCUUGCUGAUAGUUACAGAAAACAGUGCUCAGCUGUUGAAAUUCUCAAGAUGUUCCUUCAAACUGUGAGAUGUGAUUUUGGAUCUCUUGCUGAGCAUGUCAAGGAUGGUUCUAGGACUUCUGUUCAACAAAGUCAGCAGCAAGUUCAUGGUAUCCCGUCACAGAUGAUGCCUCAAGCUCAGGCUGCACUUCGACUACAACAGCAAAUGUCCAGACAAAUGAAUCCCCAGAUGCAGCAAAUGGUCCUCCCCCAAAACUUGGGUUAUCAACAGCAGCAACAUCAGCUGCAGCAACAGCAGCUGCAGCAAAAACAGCUGCAGCAGCAACAGCUGCAGCUUCAGCAACAGCAACAACAACAGCUUCAGCAGCAGCAGCAACAACAGCUGCAGCAGCAGCAGCAACAACAACAGCUGCAGCAGCAGCAACAACAGCUACAGCAACAGCAACAACAACAGCUGCAGCAGCAGCAGCAUCAACAACAGCUGCAGCAGCAGCAGUUAGAGAGAAUGCGAAGACGGCAACCAUCAACUCCUCGCCCAGGUGUGGAUGCGGAUAAGGAUAGGCCCAUGGUACAGGUCAAGAUUGAAGCUGCAUCAGAUUUGCCUAUUGAUAGUAAUUCCUUCAACAAUUUCAACAAUAGAAAUCAACAAAUGCAGUUCAGGCAGCAGCAAAUGGCUGCAAUGUCAAAUUUCGCAAUGUCAAAUGUCCAUGGUCAAUCCAGUACUCAAUUUAGACCGAUGGGUUCAUUGCAGAUUCCCCAAAUGCAGACACAGUAUGAAGCCCUAAAGAACAUGGGUGUGCCGAGGGCUCCGCCAGUGAAGGUUGAAGGUUUUCAGGAAUUGAUGGGUGGCGAUUCUACCCCAAAGCAUGAGUCAGAAGAAAAUAGGCUGACUUCUCCCCCAAAACAUAAAUAAUGGGAGAUAACAAGAGAAUGAACUAGCCACUACAAUUACUGUACUAGGAUUUCCUUAAAGCUUGGAGAAAAUAAUUUGGAUCCUUGAUCGGAUAAAAAGAUUCUGAUGGUUUCAAUGGAUAUUGAAACUAUACCCCUUCGUGUAUUCCUUACCUAUCCCUCAUCUACCGAUCUAAGUGACAACCACUGAGUUCAUUGUUCAUAAGACCCCUUAUUCCUUUUUUUUUACUAGUAAACAACCCUAGCAUAUUUUCUCUUCAUUUAUUAAGUUACUAGGGGUUCGUUUGGUAUACCAUGUUGUAUUGUAUUGUAUUGGAUUUAAUUGUAUUGUAUUAAUAUUAUUUAAUACAGUACUAUAUUUGAUAUUAA
Molecule: messenger RNA, 2650 nt
Organism: Cannabis sativa
Lineage: Eukaryota; Viridiplantae; Streptophyta; Magnoliopsida; Rosales; Cannabaceae
Exons: 7
Coding region: 240-2282 (680 amino acids)
Molecular function (GO): protein heterodimerization activity
Source: RefSeq, a predicted model, not a curated record